CCCCUGCCGCCAGGUGCGCUGUGGCGGCGGGAGGCGAGCGCUUCUCCCGACCUCGGGCACCGGCCGCCCGCAGCUGCCCGGGCUCGGCGUCGCACACCCUCCUCGGCCCAGACGGGCUCCGCGGAGGUUGACGCCGAGCUCGGCCCCGCUGGGCAGCGGCGAUGAACUGAGCUGGGAGCUCCGGGAAGGCGGCGGCCGGGCCGGGCCUGCGCUGCGCAGGGCGGAACGCGCCGGGCCAGGCCGCGGUGCGCGGGGAAGGGUGCGCGGCGGCACCGGCCGGCGGCGGAGGGGCGGCCGCCAUGGCGGUGGACAUCACCCUGCUGUUCAAGGCCAGCGUGAAGACCGUGAAGACCCGCAACAAGGCGCUGGGGGUGGCGGUGGGCGACAGCGCCAGGGACGAGCUGCUGAAGCGGAGCGCCGCCCGCUCCAAGAGCGACUUCACCAGCCGGGCCCGGGAGGUGAUUUCUCAUAUUGGAAAGUUGAAAGAUUUUCUUCUGCAACACAGAAAGGAUUACAUUAAUGCUUACAGCCAUAUUAUGUCUGAAUAUGUGAGGAUGACAGACACAGAGCGUGAUCAGAUAGAUCAAGAUGCUCAGAUAUUUAUGAGGACCUGCGCUGAUGCCAUUAAUCAGCUGAGAACAGAAGCACACAAGGGUGUCCAGUCUGCUCAGGUGAAGGAGCACAGAACAGCUGUCUUGGACUUCAUUGAAGAUUACUUAAAAAGAGUGUGCAAGCUGUACUCUGAACAAAGAGCCAUCCGAGUUAAGCGAGUGAUAGAUAAGAAGAGACUGUCCAGACUUGAACCUGAGCAAAGCAACAUCUCGAAAUCACCUCUUUCCCCUGAAAAAUCUUCACAGAAUUCUUUAGAUGAUUCUGACGAAAAACUUUCUGCUGAGGAAAGCAAAGACAGGAACCUGCAUGAUACCCAGAGUAACCUUGGAUUAUGGGGGAAUGGCAAAGAUGAAGAUGAGCUGUCACCAGAAGAAAUACAAAUGUUUGAACAGGAGAACCAGAGACUCAUUGGUGAAAUGAACAAUCUCUCUGAUGAAGUAAGACAAAUUGAAGGAAAAGUGGUGGAAAUAUCCAGAUUACAAGAGAUAUUCACCGAAAAGGUCUUGCAGCAGGAAACUGAUAUUGAUAAUAUCCAUCAAUUAGUUGUGGGUGCAACAGAGAAUAUCAAAGAAGGGAAUGAAGACAUAAGAGAGGCCAUCAAAAACAAUGCUGGAUUUAGAGUAUGGAUCCUGUUCUUCCUUGUGAUGUGUUCAUUUUCCUUGCUUUUCCUGGACUGGUAUGAUAAUUAAAAAUAUUGUCUACAUGC
Apus apus (common swift) is the source of this 1318-nucleotide messenger RNA. It is a transcript of the gene STX18, whose product is annotated as syntaxin 18. Gene Ontology annotation, cellular component: endoplasmic reticulum; membrane; SNARE complex. The transcript has 11 exons. Gene Ontology annotation, molecular function: SNAP receptor activity. The coding region runs from base 300 to 1301 and encodes 333 amino acids. Gene Ontology annotation, biological process: retrograde vesicle-mediated transport, Golgi to endoplasmic reticulum; intracellular protein transport. The record is from RefSeq and is a predicted model, not a curated record. Lineage: Eukaryota; Metazoa; Chordata; Aves; Apodiformes; Apodidae.